Populus euphratica (Euphrates poplar) is the source of this 1887-nucleotide messenger RNA. The record is from RefSeq and is a predicted model, not a curated record. Lineage: Eukaryota; Viridiplantae; Streptophyta; Magnoliopsida; Malpighiales; Salicaceae.
AUGCUUACCAGGGCACUCUUAUCACUGGGAUUAAUUUGUUUACUGCAUCUUGUGCGUGACAAACGCGUUUAUCGUCAUGCUGUUAACAAUGAUGGUUUGACACCAUAUGAACUUGGUAGAAAACAAUCCACAAUAGCGGUACAGCGAUAUGAAGGAACAGAUGGAACGUUUGCUGAGGAGCGACAGCACUUUGAUUCAAAUAACAGGGUGGAAGGGACCGAGGACAAACCAGCUGAUCAAAACAAGCAAGACACGAAAAAGGCAUCACUAAAAGAUUACGAACGGCGAGAUAUUUAUGGAGCGAUGAUGACAUUAUCGAUCCUAUACUCCUAUGCUUGUCCUAGGGAAUCAUUACGUGACCAUUUCACUGGUACUCGACCCAUGCAACCAAGGAAAAAGGAAACAAAAACAAGGAUAGGGAAUCUUCUUGUGGUAGCAGUGCUUGUUACUGGUAGCAGUGCUUGUUACUGGUGUGACCUUUGGGGGAGCCAUUCAAUUGCCACAAUUAAGGGUCCUGCUGGUUAUGAGAGGCUUCUGUAUGCUUAUUUAUCUUGCGAUGUUUGGGCUUUAUGUCUCUCUCUGGUGGCAGCUCUAAUCCUUCUUAGGGCAAACUUUACUGAUGCCAAAUUUGGAAUCUUUGCGGUUGGAUUUUCAGUCGUCAUCGUUAGUUUGGCUAUUCUCAAGAUGUUCCAGGCAUUCAUUUAUGCUGUGACUAUAGCAUUACUAGGAUCCGAUGAUGCGUGGUCAAAAAUCAUCAUUACACUGGAGGUCUUUAUGGGUUUGUGUACUCUGGUUUUCAUUGUUAUUCCUUGGAUUCUUCCGUCAGGGGGCAUCCCAGAGCUCUCGCAUUAUCUCUACUACAAAUAUUUUUGGUUUCUUUUCUACACUUACGAGUGGCUGCCUUAUAAAAUUGACAUCAGAAAGCACAGUGAUUCGAAGUCAAUGAUUCGAAGUCACUGUGCCGUGGCCGAGUUCCUUGUUUCGGCUGUAAAUGAACUUGCCUAUUUCAAGAAUAAGGCAGAAAAGAAGCCAGAGUUACUCUAUUUUCGUGACAAGGAGAUAGGAAAUGCACUUCAUUUUGCACCAUCACAAGGUAAUGCUGAAGAAGUUCGGUUCCCGUCAAAGGAACUUAGUGCAUCUGAAAGCAAUGAAGAAGGCAACUUACCCAUCCUUGUUGCAUGCAUAAAGGGCCAUGUUAAAGUAGUAGAGGAGUUGCUUAAGCAGUGGUCUGAUCCAAUGGAAUUUGUCAAGCACAAAAGGCAGAACAUUCUUCAUGUCGUUGCCGUAAAUGGACAAGAAAAAGCGGCUCUUCGCAAAGAGUUUGGAACACUGCUUAUGAAGGCUGCAGAAUCAGUCAACGACUAUUUUGGAAGAACUCUCAUUAUUGCUAAUAAAAUGAGAAUUCAUGGAGAAUGCAUGAAGGACGUGGUGAUUAUUGAGAAGAUAUUACGGUCUAUGACUCCGAAAUAUGACUAUGUUGUUUGUUCUAUAAAAGAAUCCAAUGAUUUGGAUAUUUUAUCCAUUGACGAGCUACAGAGUAGCUUGUUGGUUCAUGAACAGAGAAUUAGCCGUCAUGUUGUCAUCGAAGAAAGAGCAUUGCAAACGACUUACGGGGCACAACAAGGAGGAAGAGAUGGUGGUAGAAAUAACUAUCGUGGACGAGGAAGAGGCAAAUUUGGUUUUGAUAAAACAACCAUAGAAUGUUAUAACUAUGGUGACCGAGGACAUUUUCAGUGGGAAUGUCCAAGGAAAGCAUGGGAUCAAAAGGUAAACUAUGCAGAGACGAGAGAAGAGAUGUUGUUGAUGGCUUAUGUUAAUUUGCAGCAAGCUGAAACAAAACAUAUAUGGUUUCUUGAUUCUAGAUGCAGCAACUAUAUGUGUGGAUAG